Ascoidea rubescens DSM 1968 is the source of this 912-nucleotide messenger RNA. RefSeq names its product B56-domain-containing protein. The record is from RefSeq and is a predicted model, not a curated record. Gene Ontology annotation, molecular function: protein phosphatase regulator activity. The transcript has a single exon. The coding region runs from base 1 to 912 and encodes 303 amino acids. Gene Ontology annotation, cellular component: protein phosphatase type 2A complex. Gene Ontology annotation, biological process: signal transduction. NCBI's taxonomy places the organism in Eukaryota, Fungi, Ascomycota, Saccharomycetes, Ascoideales, Ascoideaceae.
AUGGGAUUACUAAGAUUUUGGCCCAAAAUUAAUUCACCAAAGGAAAUCAUGUUUCUAAAUGAAAUUGAAGACAUUUUUGAAGUUAUGAUACCCUCAGAAUUUGUAAAAAUUCAAGUUCCAUUAUUCGUUCAAUUAUCAAAAUGUAUUCAAUCGUCACAUUUCGAAGUUGCUCAAAAAGUUUUAUGCUAUUGGAAUAAUUUCUAUUUUAUAAAAUUAGUUGAUCAAAAUGCUGAAUCAAUUUUACCCAUAAUUUUUCCUUCAUUAUACGAAAUUGCGUCUAUAGAACGUCCGAACAUCGAUCGAGUUCUAAAUUCGCUUAAUGAAAUGUUUAAUGGAUUCAGUGUGCUUGAUGAAAAUUACGACCCCAAUAUGUCAUAUUUAGGAUAUGAUCCAGGUUCUGAUCCAAACUCUGACCCAAAUUCUGACUCAAAUUCUAGCCCAAAUAGCUGGAAAAAGACUAUUCCAAAUUUUGCAAUGAACGCAUUAAGAAUGUUUGUAAGUAAGCAUGGUGCACUUUACAAGCAAUGCCAUUCAUUAUAUCAUGAAACAGUAAAGGAAAACAAGAAAAGAGAUGGAAUUCGACAAGAAAAUUGGAAAAAACUAGAGGAAUAUGUCAAAUUAUUGGAGAAAAAUAAUAAAAACAAUAAGAUUAUUGAGCAUUCUAAUAAUUUUAAAUCUAAUGGAUCGAAUAAUACCAAAUCUAACGGGUCGGCUAAUCCAAAAUUUCAAAUUAACAGUCAACCAAUUUAUGAAGCAAUGGAAGUAGAUACAGAAGAAAAUACAAAUAAAGAUGCAACAAAGAACAACCCAACUCCCAGCCUUAAUCCUGAUUUAGCAACUUCACCAGAACCAGCUAUAACUCCACAUAUAGCUCCAGCUCCAGCUCCAGUUCCAACUACAGCUAGUUCCUAG